Suillus subalutaceus is the source of this 1653-nucleotide messenger RNA. RefSeq lists its product as uncharacterized. NCBI's taxonomy places the organism in Eukaryota, Fungi, Basidiomycota, Agaricomycetes, Boletales, Suillaceae. The transcript is spliced from 4 exons. The coding region runs from base 58 to 1587 and encodes 509 amino acids. The record is from RefSeq and is a predicted model, not a curated record.
GGUUUCACGAAGGCAAUACAUUGCCGAUGGCGCAGGAGAUGAAGGGUAACAUACGUGAUGAAUAUAGAUCCACAGGUCUUUGUGUCUAGCAUUCAGAGAGUCUCCCAGUCACCACUGCUAUCAGAGGUCAUCGAUCUCACUAGGCGACGUUCUUACCAUGAGCGCCUCCGUUGCUGCAACAGCCACGACCCCCUCAAAGAUCUCGUGGAAGAAGUAUUCCAUGAAUACAUCACUAAUGAGAUGCCCAUUCGUCUACUUCAUAUCACCGAAGACGGUGAGAAGAUAAGGGUUCAACUCGUGGACAGAGAUUUCGAGAGGGAGGAUUGUAUCAGAGAGCACGUGAAGAAGGAACUGAAAUAUGCCAUCCUCUCGCAUAGAUGGUUGCCGGAAGAUCAAGAGCCUCCGUAUUCCCAGAUGGCGAAGAAACCGACAGAAGUCCCUGUUGGCCGGGGGCGAGGAUGGAAGAAGCUACAACAUUUUUGCCGUACAGCGAAAGUUGUCCACAACUGCGAUUUUGCUUGGUCCGAUACGUGCUCCAUAGACAAAUCGAACAACUUCGAGGUGGAUGAAUCCAUCCGCUCCAUGUUUCGCUGGUACAGAAACUCCCAUGUAUGCAUCGCCUUCCUUUCGGAAACGGCAGACCUCGCAACUUUUCGACUGCAGGAGAAGGGUAAAAGUGGUGAAGAGGCGGUCGAUGCUUGGUUCGAAAGAGGAUGGACGCUUCAAGAGCUUCUUGCUCCGUCACAAAUCAAAUUCUACGGAGCAAACUGGACGCCCCUCAUCCAAGGCCCCACGAACGACAGAAACAACAGAGACAGCAAAGUCAUCAUGGAAAAGGUAUCAACGCUCACUGACAUCCGUAUGGACGAUCUUGAAUCAUUCACACCUGGCAUCGACCGAGUGCCAGAAAAGAUGUUGUGGGCAUCCAGGAGGCGAACAACUCGCAUCGAAGACAUGGCGUACUCCCUUACCGGAAUAUUCGAUAUCAGCCUCAUGGUCGCAUACGGCGAAGGCAACAGAGCUUUCUUCCGUCUCAUGGAGGAGAUAAUAAAGAGAUACGAUAAAUGGGACGUGUUUCUAUGGAGCGGUCGUUGUUCCCGCUAUAACGCGGCCCUCCCGGAUACUCCGCGUUCCUAUGCUGCGGGAUGUAUUGAAACACUCCGCGACGCAGUUGACCGGGCCGCAAGCUACGAGUUUGGAGAUAGACACUUUGCCUUGACUAAUCAUGGACUCGCAAUUUGGAUGCUCCUAUUGGACGUCGAUGUAGAGGACACCAGUGAAGAGUUGCCUAACUCAAGAUGUCUUUCGUUCAAGCAUGAAUACUUUAGGGUGAAGGCGAGGCACAUUGGCCCAAAGCCCCACGAUACGAAGUGGGCAAUAGGUGUCUUGGACUAUGUCGUAGACGGUGAGAAAGGGUCCAUCGACAGGUUUCAGGGACCAUUUACCGCGUUCCUGCUGUCUUCGAAUAAACAUGCGUCUAUUCAUCUUCCAGCAACUGCCAAGUGGAAGAAGGAGAUGACAAAGGAAGUUGUUAGAAUUCAUUCUUCCGACCGCAUACAAAAAUCCCUGACUCUGUUGUACCUUUAGCAUGACUUUCAUUAUCCAGCCUCGACCUCUAGAUUUUUGUUUGCCUUGUGGGUACAUGCUCUCGAU